GUGGGCCGAGGAGUGCCGGUUGCAGCUCUGCUGGAAAGUGUUGGGCCGGGUGCAGGGGCUCGGCGGCGGCGCGGGGGGCGGCAGCGCGCCGCUCACACUCAUGAGGAGCCGGAAGCUCACAGGUGGAGUGCGGUCCUCAGCGCGCCUAAGAGCCCGGAGUUGCUCAGCCAGGUUGGCCUCUGCUCAGGACGUCGACAUCACCACGUCUGCCGGCACAGUAUGUCAGACUUCCUUGUCACACAAAGCCGCUGACAGGCGAACCUCCAAGAAGUUCAAGUAUGACAGAGGUCAUCUGGUGAAAUCGGAGUUACAGAAGCUGGCCCCUAAGAGCGCCAGCACCGCUGAAGCCAGAGCGCCGCCUGCGAGCGCCUGUGAAGCCGCGCCUCGGGGGGCUGCGGAGGCUGGCGCGCGGCCGGCAGAGGAGGCGGCCGUUGCUGCGCAGCGCUGCCGGGGCGUGCGUGACGCCUGCUCACCAGAGACUGCGGAGCUGGCCCUGCCGCAGCGCGGCGCCCCUUCAGGAGAGGAGUCCGCCAGCAGCCCCGCCGCGCGGGACGGGUCGGCGCCGGAGCCCCAGCCAGCGCAGACGCCCGCCCUGCAGAUGGACAACAGCGUGUUUCUCGACGACGACAGCAAUCAGCCGAUGCCAGUGAGUCGCUUCUUCGGAAACGUGGAGCUCAUGCAAGACCUUCCACCGGCGUCUUCCUCGUGUCCCUCAAUGAGCAGGCGAGAAUUCAGGAAGAUGCAUUUCAGAGCCAAAGACGACGACGACGACGACGACGAUGACGACGCGGAAAUGUAGAGAAUAAAGUAUACACGACGAUUUCUUUGCAUAUUCAGUAUAGUUAACAGUUUGACAAUUGAGCAGAUUAUGGGAUUUGUAUAAAAUUUAUCUCCAAGAGAACGUAUUCUGAAUCAGACUUCAAAACUGACUCAUGAAAGUCAGCAGUGCGGAACACCGGAUACCUUUGGGGAGAGCGACACAUGUGAACUAGUGAUCUUCGAGAGUGGGUGUCAAGCUGCUGUCUCCACACGGAGCUAUUUUCUCAUGUCUGUACAUAUGUGAUGAUCGUGAGUACACUGAGGGGGCUUGGGGUUAAAUGAGAGAGAUCUUUGUAAAGAAAACUCUUCACUUAAGCUCUUUAGUUUUGAAAAUAUGCAAGUUUAUUUUCCUUUAUCAAAAUUUGAUCAUUCUUGUGAUUGAUUUAAUGCCAGUUCUUAAAGAACUCUCCUUUAUUUCUGUAUAUGAAGCUAAUGUUUACCUUAGAAAUUUUGCAAAAUACAUAUGGGAAAGAAAUAAAAUAUAUUUUGAAAAUA
Equus quagga is the source of this 1314-nucleotide messenger RNA. It is a transcript of the gene C5H1orf174, whose product is annotated as chromosome 5 C1orf174 homolog. The record is from RefSeq and is a predicted model, not a curated record. Lineage: Eukaryota; Metazoa; Chordata; Mammalia; Perissodactyla; Equidae. The coding region runs from base 101 to 799 and encodes 232 amino acids. The transcript is spliced from 4 exons.